ACAAGGGAGGAGUUAGCAAACAGUGAAGUUUAGCCUAGCAGGAAACACCGAGGCUACCACCGCAGCGGUGGAAAAAGAAAGAGCAGCAGUCACAGUUUUAGUCUUUAACCUGGCCUCAGUUGUUAUAUUUCCUCGGCAAAUACGCUGUCGCUUGGACCCUGGGAGUACUCGCUUACUGUGCGGACGCAUUUUCCCCCGACUUUACAUGAGGACUGAGCUCCUAGCCAACUAAAUCAGCAGACAUUGGCCGGAGGUGGAAUCUUUACCAGCGGCUCUACACGGUGACCAUCGGCUGAGCAACGGCUGUUUGGAAUCAGCGUGUGUCAGUGGGCCCGCAGGCUCCACGCUGGUGCUGAGACAGGAUGAAGAGGUUCAAGCGACACGGCCAGGAGUCCCACAGAGACCGACUCAAACAGGAGCUCUUCCAGUUCAACAAGACUGUGGAGCAUGGAUUCCCCCAUCAGCCCAGCGCUCUGGGCUACAGUCCCUCCCUGCAGCUGCUGGCCAUCGGCACCCGCUCCGGGGCCAUCAAACUAUAUGGAGCUCCAGGUGUGGAGUUCAUGGGUUUACAUGAUGAGAAUGCUGCCGUCACACAGGUGCACUUCCUCCCCCACCAGGUUGAACUGGUGACUCUGCUGGAUGACAACAGUCUGCACAUGUGGACUUUAAGAGCUCACAAAGGACUCUCUGAACUUCUGGAGAUAGGACGCUUCACACUCACAGGGCCUCCGGGUGCACCUCCCAGUGUGACCAGAGUGACUGCAGUGUUGGCUCACUCCUCAGGAGAGCUGCUGCUCCUGGGGACAGAAGGAGGACAUGUCUUUAUAGUUGAAGUCCCAGGGUUCAGAGAGCUGGAAGAGAGGAACAUUAGUCUCGACCAAGUGGCCAGCAGUGUCCCAGACGACUACAUCGGCCGCAGGAAUCUGGAACACGUGGAGGCCUUACAGGAGAACCCAGUCAACCCAAACCAGGUUGUAAUCGGCUACGGACGAGGUCUCAUGGUCAUCUGGGAUCUGGAAAAACAGUGUGCCAUCCAGCACAUCCCAGCCACACAGCAACUGGAGAGCGUAUGGUGGACGGAGGAUGGAAGCUACAUUCUCAGCUCACACAGUGAUGGAAGUUACUGUCGAUGGAUGGUUGGCGUCGAGGACGUGAACGAUGAAGAGGAGAAAUCAGACAUCCCUUAUGGACAUUUCCCCUGCAAGGCCAUUUCUAAAAUAGUUCAGCUACCGACAGAAGAAGGCCCUCCAUUCCUUCUGUUCAGUGGUGGCAUGCCCAGGGCCAGCUAUGGGGACAGACACUGCAUCACAGCAAUCCACGGUAAAACACACGUGGCUCUGGACUUCACCUCCAGGAUCAUCGACUUCUUCGUCAUCAGAGAGGGACCACAGCACACAGGAGAUCCCAGUGCGCUGGUGGUUCUGGUUGAGGAGGAGCUCGUAGUGAUUGACCUGCAGACAGAGGGCUGGCCGGUCAUUCAGACACCAUACCUGGUCCCCCUCCACAGCUCAGCCAUCACCUGCUCCCACCACGUCUCCGCCAUCCCCCUCAAACUGUGGGAGAGGGUCAUGGCUGCUGGAGACCUGCAGAACACACACUACUCCAAAAAGCAAUGGCCAAUAACAGGAGGCCAGAGUAUGGCCCCAGACCCUCCACAGAGAGACCUGCUGCUCACAGGGCACGAGGAUGGGACCGUGCGUUUCUGGGAUGCAUCAGGAGUCUGUCUGUAUCCCAUGUAUAAGUUAAGCACAGCUGGAGUGUUCCACACAGACGCCGACCCCAACGAUAACAUGAACCAAGGCACGGAAGGAGAGUGGCCGCCAUUCAGAAAGGUGGGCUGUUUUGACCCCUACAGCGAUGACCCGAGGCUCGGCAUUCAGAAGAUCCACCUUUGUAAAUACAGUGGUUAUCUGACUGUAGCUGGCACAGCUGGACAGAUCCUGGUGCUGGAGCUGAACGAUGAGGCAGCAGAGCAGACGGUGGAGGCUAAAGUUGUGGAUUUGCUGCAGGGCCAAGAGGGCUUCCGCUGGAAGGGCCACACUCAGCUGGACGUGCGAGAGGAGCCGGUGCUGUUUCCUCCAGGCUUCCAGCCCUUUGCUCUGGUGCAGUGUCAGCCUCCUGCCGUGGUCACCGCCCUCACCCUACACUCAGAGUGGAAGCUGGUGGCUUUCGGCACCAGCCACGGCUUUGGCCUGUAUGAUUACCAGCAGAAGAACAACGUCCUUGUCAAAUGCACCCUAAACCCCAGUGACCAGCUGGCCAUGGAGGGCCCUCUGUCCAGGGUGAAGAGCAUCAAGAAAUCCCUCCGACAGUCCUUCAGGAGAAUCAGACGCAGCCGAGUCUCGCUAAGGAAACAUCAUGUCACCAACGCCGCCAAGCUCCAGGAGGCGAACGCUCGCCUGGAGGCUGAACUGGCUGAGAUGGAGCUUGCUCCCGUCCAAAGGAAGAUCGAGGCUCGCUCCUCAGACGACUCGUUCACCGGCCUCGUGCGGACGAUCUACUUUGCCGACACCUUCCUCUCAGACAGUUCACAUAACACCCCCUCCCUAUGGGCAGGGACCAAUGGCGGCUGUGUGUUUGCGUACAUGCUCCGCCUCCCUCCCGUCGAGCACAGAGCAGAUGAACCAGUCACCGCACAGCAGGCUAAGGAGAUCCAGCUGAUGCAUCGGGCUCCUGUUGUCGGCAUCGUGGUGCUGGACGGUCACGGGGCCCCUCUCCCGGAGCCUCUCGAGGUGGCCCACGACCUGGCUCGCUCACCUGACAUGCACGGCUCACACCACCUGCUGGUUAUAUCUGAGGAGCAGUUUAAGGUUUUCACGCUGCCAAAGGUGAGCGCCAAGAUGAAGCUGAAGCUGACGGCCAUGGAUGGCUCCAGAGUCCGGAGGGUGGGUGUGGCCUGGUUCGGCAGCAGUCGGUCGGAGGACUACGGCGAGAGCGGCCUGGUGGUCCUGACCAAUCAGGGCGACGUCCAUGUGGUGUCUCUGCCCACAGUCAAGAUGCAGGUUCAGUACCCCUGCAUACGCCGAGAGGACGUCAGCGGCAUCGCUUCCUGUGUCUUCACCAAGCAUGGCCAGGGCUUCUACCUGAUCUCUCCAUCUGAGUUUGAACGCUUCUCUCUGUCCACCCGCCACCUGGUGGAGCCUCGCUGUCUGGUGGAGGUUCCUCUUCAUUCCCCCACCCACCACAGGCCGCAGACUGAUGGAGCUUCAUCUGCUUACAGAAACACCAGACAGGACAGUGAGGAUGCAGAAAGCGCAGCUAGACGUGUUAUGGAGCAUGCUUUGCUGAAUGACGAGAAAGUUCUUCAAGAGAUCCAGAAGUCACUAGAAGCAGACCAGACGUCAUUCGUGGAGAAUAAUGUGAAGAGUGCUGUAGCUUGAGAGACAUCUCUGGACAGUUGAGAGUGAACUGACACGUUGAUGUGUAUGAAGCGUACUGCAGUCCUGUAGCAGCACUCGCCUCCUGCUCGGCUGACACAACCACUACUGACCCCCGACCCCUCGCGUGACUGACCUCCCCGCUCUCAGCUCACAACGACCCCUCGUGCAGAGACACCAAGCGGCUUCUCGGCUGUCGUGCUUUCUGAGCGCCGCGAGGCUGUUUGAAGGCUCCCUCACGGUGCAGACGGAGGCUGAAGGAAGAGACACCACCUGUGCCUAAAGACCACACGCUGUACACACACGAUCGCAGCACGGUCACAAACCAUUUAACCCAAAGCUGCAUGAAGCACAUUCCUCACGUGACCAACGCCAUGAUUCAUCACAUCCAGAUCAACGCCAGCAUCACACCAGCAUCUCACAUCUGCCAUAUACGCCACUCGUGGAAGCUGUUCGACUUAAAAAGUAGCCGUACCCACUUAACUCUGAGAGCCUUUAUCACCGCCACCAGCCUUCUCAUGUGGACUCUGCCAGCGGAAACUGCUCGUCCAAUCACCACGCUCUCUGCUGUGCAGUCUCACUGGCCUUCCUCUCCCCACAUGGACACACAGCUGCGAGGAACGCUGGGGACGGUUCGAAUAAUGUUGACGAAAAUAUUUUGUACCUUAAAUUUCAUCUGAUUUGUGCCUGACUUUUUAUUUAAGUUAAAGAAUUUUCAGAUUUAUACUAUGGAAGCCCAUUUCUGCCAGAAACCCCUUCCCCCAGAUAAUUUACAAACGAAAUAAUUGACUUGCGGUAAAUCAAAAUUAUGUCAUAAAUUAUUAUUAUAACGUGUCGAUUUUGUUGAAACGGUAAGAUAGUAAGUCAUAAAGCUGCUCUUUCAACUAUUUAGUCUUAAUCUUAAUUUUGAGGUAGCAUCAUUAUUUUUACUUUAGAGCCAUAAUUUAAGUCAUAAUUUUGGUUUAGAAUCUCAUACUUUUUACGUCUUGCAAUUUGGACUCAACUGUUUUACAAACAUUAUUAUUUUUAAAUAUUUCUAUGUGGUAAAUUUCAUGCUUACUACUUGACUAUAUUUGACUCACUGUUGUAAUUUUGACUCGCAAGUCAUUAUUUUUACCUGGUAUGCUGUAAUUUUGACUUGAAUUUUUUUUUAUUUAACCCAUUUUUGAGACUUGUAAUUUUGAUGUUAAAAAAAGGUUCAGUUAAGGGGAAAUAAAAUAAAAUUAAAUAGUUUUGUUUUUUUAUAACAAAAACAUACAUAGUAAGUCCUUGUAAGACAAAAUGGUACAAUUUCAUAGUCUUGCCUUGGUAAAUCAAAGCUUUUUUAUGCCAGUUAAAACAAAGCUAGAUUAUGAAAUUAUAGCAUCUUUUUUGGUCAACACUUGGCCAGAUUUAGUCACAAAAAAAACCCCAGAAAAUUCUUUACUUUGCUUUUUCAAGAAAAUCCAUGUUUAUAUAAUAACACUGUGUGAACCGUCCUCGCGUACACUGAUCCACACAAACAACUGAAAAAAAUGCCUAAAACAAACAAGAAAAGCCCACCCGCAACAAAAGUUUCACGUUUCAUGCAAGAACCAUUUCUGUGUAAAUGGCCCCUUAGACUUACUAUGAAUGUUUUUUUUAAAAAAUAUAUAUUUUUGGCUUUUAGUUUUUCGUUAGUUUUAUUUUUUAUUUUCCCUUCUUUUAUUUUGGUUAAAUGAGCUUCCAUACAAUUCAGAUGAACUAUCAAGGAAGAUGUUUUAAGUGGUUCCCAAGAAGAGAAAAAAAAAUCCAAAAGUUGUCUUAUGUAAUGUGAACCACGUUGAUGUUAACUUGUUCUUGUUUUUUUUAUUUCUCAGACUUCGUUUAUUAAAUUAGUCAUAGAAUUACAAACAGUUAUGUACCCCUGUAUACUGCUAACAAAGCCCUCUCCCUUCCCGUCCACUCUAGACUUCAUAUACCGGCCAUAGGUACUUCUCCACUGCUGUGGAGCUCACAGUGCUGUACUUUUUUUGGGGGAAACGGCUUUCUAUAGGGUUUGGUUUUUAAUUAUUUUUAUGUAAACCAUUUUUUUAUGCCAGCAAUGAAUAAUGUAAUUUAGGAAUGUAAUUGUAAGCUAUUGUAGUGAAAUGUUUUUAAUAUAUACAGUAUGUAUGUGAGUCAGUCUGUACCUGUGGGCCUGUUCUACACCUGUAACUGGGGUUGGCUGCUAUUUAGAUCGCACAAGGAAAUAUUUUGGUACUGUGUCUCAGAAUGCUGGGUAUUUAGCAUCAGCCUAGAAUAUAUUUUUGUAGUGAACUGAUUAAGAACCCUAAUUUGUUUUUGUUUUUAUUUGUAACUUCACACUACAGAUUUCUUGUGGAUAAUUAUUACACGUUUUUCCCAAGAA
Molecule: messenger RNA, 5745 nt
Organism: Plectropomus leopardus (leopard coralgrouper)
Lineage: Eukaryota; Metazoa; Chordata; Actinopteri; Perciformes; Serranidae
Gene: llgl2
Product: LLGL scribble cell polarity complex component 2
Biological process (GO): establishment of spindle orientation; regulation of Notch signaling pathway; regulation of establishment or maintenance of cell polarity
Cellular component (GO): cytoplasm; cortical actin cytoskeleton; plasma membrane
Molecular function (GO): GTPase activator activity; myosin II binding
Source: RefSeq, a predicted model, not a curated record